CGAAAAAAAAAAGAUACAAAGAAGGGUCGGGUGCGCGCGUUUCACUCGGCGCAUUAUUGCUUCGCUCAACAGUCUCCUUUCUCGUCUCGCUCGGCCCGUCUCAUCGCGCAGGGUCCUCGCCUGCCCUGCGUGCCCGCGCAAGAAAUGCUGUCAUCGCUUUCUCUCGCCGCUGAAGAGGUCGCACCGCAUUCGCAGGGCGCGUCGAAUUCGCUAGCGACGCGAACCGCCGCUGGAAUCUCGUCGGAAGUGCACCGAAAUUCGCUUGACUCGUGAACAGUCGGUGCUUUUCCAAUGUGCGAAUCGUCGGUGUUGCCUCUGCUGUUUUCACCAAUGUUGGUUCCUUCUCACGUGUGACUGACGUCGAGAAACCUGUGGGUGAUCAUUCGCAAAGCGUCCAAAUGGGCUGUUACUUCUCCGGUAACAGGUGAUCGACUUCAAUCUGUGUGUACACUUAUACAUGUUUGCGUGAACAUUUCUUGAAUCGCAAUGUGCACUCGUUGACAAAGAGGAAUCGUUCUUCCUGACCACGAAAUGACAGCAUUCGACCUCAAGAAAAAAUCUGCUCCUUCCCAUUCAGGAUAUGACUGUGUCGAUGGAUAACGCUCGGAAGCUCCGAUGUUCAGUGCUCGUCAGUCAGCUUCGCCAAUUACGUGUGCCGGAAUAGCGAAUCGGGAGUUUCAUUCUCCGCUCCACAGCGUGUGUCGAAGUGUGAUGCAGCGCUUGCUGGGUGUGUCAUGAGGAUGCCUUCACAACGGAUUCCGACCGCCACCGGCUCCUUAGCCCUUUUGCUAGCCUGCGUGACGUUCCUCCACGCAGGAGAACUGCCAACUGUUCACAUAGGAGCCAUUUUUGAGGAUGGCGAGCGUGACUCGGAAACUGCGUUCCGCAGCGCGGUCGACCUGGUCAACAACGACCCCGCCCACGCACUGACUAGGUUCCGACUGGCCGGAGUCAUCCAGAGGAUACCGCCCCACGAUGCCUUCCACGCUCGGAAAGCAGCCUGCAAGCUGCUGUCGAUGGGCGUGAUGGCCAUCGUGGGACCGAGUUCGGGCCCCGGUUCCGCCGCCGUGGAUGCCGCAUGCAAGCGGUCACGUGUUCCCCACCUCGUCACCCGUGGGCCGGGCAGCAGCAUCGACGACGGCGGCGUCAGCAGUGAUGAAGACGGCGGAGACUCUUCAUCCAUCUCAAUCCGUCUGUCACCUCAGCGUGCCCAUCUGGGAUCGGCGCUGAAGGGACUCUUGGACGUCAAGGGCUGGACGUCUUUCACGAUCGUCUACGAGGACAGCCUCACACUCCUCCGGCUUCGAGAACUGCUACGUCUGUCUUCAACGGGAGACAUCACGUUCCAGCUACGGCAGUGCGCGCCAGGUGAGGAGCUGCGCAAGGUGUUCCGCGAAGUGGGACGGCGUGGCGAAUCAAACAUCCUGUUGGACGCCCCCACGCAUCGCAUUAGGGAAUACCUGAAACAGGCUCAAGACGUGGGAAUGCUAACAGAAUACCACAGCUACAUUACGACAUCCUUGGACCUGCACACAGUCGACCUGCGGUCCUUCCACAGUUCACGCUGCAACGUGACCGGCUUUCGCAUGGUGACUACGGCAGAGUUGCCUUCGCUCUUGGAGCAGCGUGAACCGAAGCCCAUUAGCGGCGUUGAGGACUCGUUGGAGCUUCUGUCGCCAAGAGCUAGGCAGAUCUUCUCCAGCGUAAAGUCGGGCGCAGCCCUCGCCCACGACGCAGUGCUGUCUUUCGCCCGUGGCCUGCAGACGCUCAGCAGGAGCCGAAACCUGGAGCCGAGGCACGACGCUACCUGCGAGCCAGGCCGCGCUGCCUGGCCCUACGGUCUCUCCCUCGCCACGCAGAUCAAAGCGAGCACUGUCUCGGGUCUCACCGGAAGACUGCAGUUCGACACGUUUGGAUCUCGGACGAAUCUAUCGCUUUCACUUAUUCAGCUCAAGGAAGCCGGCCUAUCACAGGUUGGCACGUGGGACGAGCGCCAUGGAGUACACUACAGCAAGAAUCAAAGUGAGGUUUACGAGGAGGUGGCUCACACCCUGCGAAAUAAAACACUACGCGUCGUGACCAUAGUGAGCGAACCCUACGUUAUGUUGCACAAGGAAUCCAAGUCUGCAUCAGCGGGUGAAGAUAGGCUGGACGGAUUUUGCGUUGACAUCCUUCGGCAGAUGGCGCUGAUGAUGGGAUUCCGCUUCGAACUGCGACUUGUGCGCGAUGGUACCUACGGUACGGUGAACGCGCGCGGGGAGUGGAGUGGCAUCAUCCGCGAAGUCAUGGACAGGGAAGCCGACCUGGCCAUCGGCGACCUGACCAUCACGGUGUCACGAUCGCGCGCGGUGGACUUCACGUUGCCCUUCAUGCACACUGGCAUCGGCAUCCUGUACCGGCGGCCCGUGCAGGAGUCACGUCUCUUCUACUUCCUGUUGCCUUUGUCUCUGGACGUGUGGCUCUGCCUCCUGGCCGCCUACCUGGGCGCUGCGGUGAUGCUCCACUUGGCGGCGCGCAUGGCCCCCGGCGAAUGGCACGUGCCGAGGCACGGUCCCAAGUGUGACUGCGACCGGUCAUCGGGUGCGGACAAACCGCGAAAUGCGCUCGGUCUUGGCGAGAGCCUCUGGUACGCCACUGCGGCGCUCCUGUUCCAGAGUUGUGAGACCAGUCCGAGGGCGGCGUCCACAAGGCUUAUUGCCAUCAGCUGGUGGGUGUUCUCGCUGAUCAUGGUUUCCUUCUACACGGCCAACAUGGCCGCCUUCCUGGUCAACGAGAAGCUCCAGUUUCCCAUAGAAAACGUUCAUGACCUGGCUGCCCAGUCGAAGAUUAGGUAUGGCUGUGUGGCGUCGGGUUCAACGGAGACGUUUUUCAAGGAAUCGAAACUGGAGCCGUACGAACGCAUGUGGACGGUGAUGUCGAACAACCGCGAUGAUUCCCUUGCGUCAUCGACCGCCGAAGGCGUGGAGCGCGUCCGACGGGGCGACUACGCUUUCCUGAUGGAGGCAGCCACCAUCGAGUACCUCACAGACAGAGAUUGCCAGCUGGCUCAGAUUGGGGGACCCCUCGACUCCAAGGGAUAUGGAUUCGCACUGCCAAGGGGGUCCCCCUACACCGCUCAUCUGUCUGAAGCCAUUCUUCGACUUCAGGAGACUGGCGUCAUCGCGCGGCUCAAGAAGCAGUGGUGGAUGGGACACUGCUCUCAGCAACGCGAACGGGAGAAGGGCACAUCUGCACUGUCUGAGACGAAGGAUUCUUCCGAGGAAGCGAAUGCGCUGGGUGUCUCGAACGUCGGCGGUGUCUUCCUCGUUCUCCUCGGAGGCCUUGGCGUGUCCAGCGUGUGCGUGAUCCUCGAAUUCGUAUGGAAGACGCGGCCUUCCUCCAAAGCUAAGAAGAAAGCCAUAGAAAGGAGCUGCGAAAUUAUGGAACUGUCCAAGAAAGAGUCCAAGACUUCACUGGAGGGGCUGUCGACUGCUCAAGAUGAUCGCUCAAUAUCGGUACUGCCGGCCACCACCCUUCAAGUGGACGUUGUGGACAGCCGCGAGGCAUCGGCGCAUGCGCAGCAGAGGAGGCCCGAUGUUUCCUAGCAGUGCGGCGAGUCACCAGACGUUCUUGCCACGGCCACGCACAACCCCGAGGCAUUCUGGUGACUCUCCGAUUUCACCCCGUGUGCGAUACAGUGGACGCUGAAAAAAGAACAAUUAACUGCCAGCGGACUUCCACGACAACGUUUUGGUAUCGUCGCCAAAACUGCCGCCAAGUGAAGGACGGUUAACAAUGUGAACUAAGUGGACGUUAGCGAACUCAUUUCUGCUCACUGUGGUGCGUCCGUAUACGGCUGCUUUCUUGAGCCGUUGUCCGAAGGUGCGUUUCUGUUUUCUUUUUCUACCAAAUGUUUCGUCCCAUGCUAGCAAGUGAUGUAAAGCUGUAACCUUGAGAUGAAAGAAGGGCAAGGCGAAGACGAAGUUACUGGGAGGUGUAAGCAACUCUCGCAAGUAAGAAAACGAAAGUUUGUGCGUUACGUUAUUCAGAUGCGCUAAGUUCUGCUUCGCACUAAUUAAAUUAAAGAGAGAGCACACUGUUACCAUUUUGUAAGGCGUUUGCAAAAAAAUUAAAUAAAACUUUAUACAGAAAACUAUUCUUUAACCUCUUCACUACAUAAAGAAAUGUGGGCAAUAUAAUAUUGUUUCAUUUUGGCCCAUCCAUGACUCGACUCUCCGACAAGAUAGUUUUGUAGUUGCCAGGGCUCUUUAAAAAAUAUGGCAAAAAUAUGGCCGUCCUUGAAAAGAGAUAAGAAUACUCUUUCACACAGCGGUCAUUGUUUGCAUACUCUACUUGGCGGCCGAGGACUUCCCGGACAAAGACCUUUCUAGAAGGAGUGAGAGAGCAAUAAGCCGAUAUAAAAGAAAGGGGGUGCGGUCACCAAAAACUGUGCCCUGUUGGCUACCCUGCAUAGUGGAAAGGGAAUAUGGAGGAAGUGUAAUAAAGAGGAGAGAACGUUAUUUGUUGAUUGACACUGAAGCCACUGGUGCAAUGAAAUUCUAAGCGCUGUGUUUAAAGAAGAAAUGAAUACAACAUAUGGGGUCAGCUAUCGCUCUGAAAUCUCAGCCAUUCUCCAGUCUAGGUUAGCUAAGCAGUCUAUGCUGGGUAUUUUUUUUUGCUUAGAAUUCCAAAUGGGAAGCAAUAAGAAAAAGUAUUGUUGCUGAACAACUUUAUUCCACUGUUGACGCAAGCUAAAAUACACCUACUGUGAUGAAAUUUGCCAAAAGGAAAGCCGCAUUGCUCUUUCUUGGCUAUAGCUGAAAAAAAUAUACCAGUUUACAACUUUCUCCACAGUAAAACCUAAUGUAAAAUAGGUAUCAUAAUGAAUGAAAAACAAUUUGGAGACAUAUAAUUCUGCGGUAAAUGGUUCCGUUAACAAUAGCAUACACUUAAUAAAAAUAUAAAGCUUCAUUUAUAAAAAUAUUCUUCUGCGAACCUCUUUCUUGCUAUUUCUGAGAAGUAUAUAGGCAAAUAAUUUGUUUCCGAUGUGAAUGAUAAUGGGAAUGUAGACGUGGCCAAAUAUCUAAGACAUGACUGCAACGCGCGAACUUGGUUGACUGGCUUCAAAGGAUAGUAGAAAUGGAGGCAGUAAGAACCAGUGUAUCGUGAACGACACCCUCAAGAAAAAAGAAUCAUGUUUGUUUGGAAAAAGGACAAAAUUUAGCGUGGAAUAUUCUACAUAAGAUCAUGAAUAUAGCUAUAUAAGGUCAUAGUUUAUGUAACGACUUCUGAGAAUAACUAUUUUAAUAAAUUCUGAGGUUUAUUAUAAUAAAAUAACGAACUGAUUAUCAGGAAAGCUGUAAUGGGGGUUUCUGGGAUAAUUUCGACCACCUGGAACUCUUUACCGUGCACCCAAUAGAGAUAAGUUGAGAUAAGUUGAGAUAAGAAAAAAUAUUCAGCGAUGAGAAUAGCGAGAAGUCAGCAAUAAGAUAAGUUACUUAAGUGUUAGACAGGGAUGGUUGGGAUUUGUGGAAUAUUGCUUUCUCCUAUAAACUAACGGAAUGGACGUAUGCCACUGCAAAAAUAGCUAGUAGUUUCAAAGAGAAACAAUGAUGUAUGUAACUUUUAAAAAAUUACUGCUGAUUGAAAGGAUAAGAAGGUUAUGGCAUCGUUUCAGGGCAAUUGUAGUGAAGAGGUUAAGUACACAAAAUGAUGUCGCUCUCACCCACUUUUUAUGCUUCAGGGGUUGCAACAUACAACUCAUACUGGCAGUUACCAAGUUUCUUGUAUUAGUGAUAUUCUGUAGCUAGACCUGGUUCCUUCAUGUUCGCUUUAGCUCAUUCUGCCAAACGAAGAAAGCGAUCCAAUCACAUCAAAAUCGCAGCCCUAUUUAUCAUUCACAAAUCCAUGCGAUUGCCAAAGAAAGACACCGACUACCCAGCCAAUCCUUGUGGCGCGAUAGUGCCACAUAUGCUGCCUGUGAUUACUUUCCUUCUGUGGUUGUAAAGUGUCCGAUGUUAUGAUGGACGCCUGACGGUGAAGAAAACUCUAACCUGCCUGUUACCACAGCGAGUGAACCGGGAUGUUGGAUAGUUGUAUGUUAACAAAUUUUGUUGCAUUUUAGUGGCCACAAUUUAGUCCACAGUACAUGCUUAUUGAGUGAGAAAGCUUACGGAGGUGAGCUCUGCACUUAUCUUGAGCAGUGCUACUUUCGAAGCAAAUGUUCAGUGUCAGCCUCAUGGUAAAAUCUAUAUAUAUUGAUAUGAUGUACCAGAUAUUCGCAAAAUUCAAUGCUUUCGGACCACUGGAGGCGAAAAAGAAGUUUGCAGUUUUUUUUUUUUGAAGUUUAGCGUCAACAGAUCAUAGGUGCAGAUACAUUGAAGAAAAACUAUGCUCAGCUUUCAUACAUGUCACGUCACAUGGGCACCUUCUUGACCUGCUAGUACGAAACGCCCAAUUUUCACGCGACAUGGGUGUCGUAAUGCUGAAGGAUUAUGAAGAGAAAUUACAUUACAUUAGUUCUUUUUUGGGUGGUCUUAAAGAAGCGGGAUAUUCUAGUACUUAUAAUUAAGACAUGAAAAAUGAAAGAGACCGGAAUAGAAGACUUCUGCCCUGAAUUUCGACACACAGCAUUAAUUAAUUAAAAAAAUUAAAUUCGCAUGUCAAGAAAUUAUUUUACCACAGACUCCGAGAUUUACGUCAGGAAGCAAAAUAGUCUGCUCACAAAUUGGCUACAGCUUUUGAUAAACCGGUUGUCUGAUCCUAAAUUUUGUAGGCCUUAUGUUUCUUAUUCUACAAAAUUUCACUGUGCCUAAUAUUCAUCGCUCUCGGAGCACCACUAGUACCUAUAUGGAACUAAGGAACUUCGCAAAUAAUGGUGCAUGUUAGGAAAAAUAAUCUUUAAUUACGAUACUUAACACAUUGUGCGCAAGUGACAUUGUGAAAAAUUAUUGUAACUGAAAACCUGCCACAUUUAAAGCUGAUAUGUGUUAAACCUAAGCAACACAUGAUGUGUGCACAUUUUUUUCAAUUUCUAUGAUUAUAAAGGUUCUGCAACUGAUGAUUAACGUCGAUAUUUAAAACCCGCCUACGCAUGCGCGAAGCUGCAGAGACACUCCAAAUUUUCCGUGUUAUUGCGCGUCUUUUCCAUGAACAUAGUUCUCUUUUAUAGUCUUUGAUGUCUUGUAAAUGCGUUUAGGCCCGCUAAAAUUGUCGUCAAGCCUCAUUUUAAGUGGUUCUGCACUCACUCCACAUAAGUCAACGUGCGAUUUCGCACGCCGAUGUCCUCGUAUUUGUAGCGAAUGCCGCGUCUGCACAGCUUCAACAAUUUCGGAAGCAUAUGACAUACGGGAGCAGUCUUUACCAGCUAGCACAAGAUUCCAAAGGGCGGACAUUGUCACUCCAAGCAUGGUAUAUCAGGAUGUUCUGGAAGCUCUAACUGGGCUUCACUGAUGCUUUGCUUAAAAAGUAGGACAUCGCGGAUGACCGAAGCUGAUUGUCCAAAAUUUGCAAUUUUACAUUCAAUAGUGUUUACAACAAGUCUCGGAACGAGAACGGUUAUUUAAUUACGUACAUCAUACUAAAUGAACAGCUGAGUUACAUUUCAGAAACAGUGGAAGGCUUACAUGUGACGCGGCGAUAAAUUUUCGCAAUAAGAGUGACUUAGCUCCGAAUUAUUCGAAACUGUGAGGAUAGAUUGUUAAAGUAGUAGCGAUGAUGGCUCCUGAACAUUGUGAAUUAUGCAGCGUGGUUGCAGACAUGGCGAUUGCGUGUACCAAUACACAUCGUGAAUAAGAUUAAUAAUUUGUCCAUCUUUCGAGGGACGUAAGAAGAGUGUUUAAAAUGAAUGAAAGUCUACGACAUGUUUACUGCAGUAGGGUUCACUCUACUUGUUGAUAGUCUGAAAUGAAAAAUACAGCUUUGCAGAAAGGAAGCCACGUUGGAUUGUAGAAUGUACUGUACAGACACUAUUGCGGAUCCCUUUCUGAUCAAUACGAUGAUCCAGACACCACAUCCAAUGUUAAGUCAUAAUGUAUUGGGAGAAAACUACAAAUACCGUGGACGCAGUGACUGAGAUGCACAACACUGAGCGUCCACGCUACGCAUUGUUUCUGAAGCUUCCGAAUUUUAACAGGAGUGGCCUAAUGGAACUCACUCGCUGGUCCCGGUGAUUGUAGUGAUUUUUCCUGACAGCACAUUGCUUUGCGCACAUAUUAUUCUCACAUUUUCCCUUAAAUGUGAAUUGCCGUGAUCACAUCAUCAGCGUUCUUGCCAUUGGGACACGCUUUUCUUGAAUGUGGUGUGCAUUUGCUCCGGUGUCGAAGCCUGCGAAUGACAUCCUACGGUAAGUCUGGGCUCUGAGGAAACAAAUGAGAUGUUUAUGCUUGAAUGUAAAACAAACAAUACCCCAAACAACGUUUUGCCUGUGGCAAUGUCACUGUAAUUUCAAGUGAAAUAUAUUUUGUUAAAUUACGUUCGUUGCAGU
Molecule: messenger RNA, 8464 nt
Organism: Dermacentor silvarum
Lineage: Eukaryota; Metazoa; Arthropoda; Arachnida; Ixodida; Ixodidae
Product: glutamate receptor ionotropic, kainate 2
Exons: 15
Coding region: 735-3584 (949 amino acids)
Biological process (GO): monoatomic ion transport; modulation of chemical synaptic transmission; synaptic transmission, glutamatergic
Cellular component (GO): plasma membrane; postsynaptic membrane
Molecular function (GO): glutamate-gated receptor activity; transmitter-gated monoatomic ion channel activity involved in regulation of postsynaptic membrane potential
Source: RefSeq, a predicted model, not a curated record